Molecule: messenger RNA, 5404 nt
Organism: Gymnodraco acuticeps
Lineage: Eukaryota; Metazoa; Chordata; Actinopteri; Perciformes; Bathydraconidae
Gene: map3k12
Product: mitogen-activated protein kinase kinase kinase 12
Exons: 14
Coding region: 296-3121 (941 amino acids)
Biological process (GO): protein autophosphorylation; JNK cascade
Molecular function (GO): JUN kinase kinase kinase activity; ATP binding
Source: RefSeq, a predicted model, not a curated record
AGCUCCCUCCCCCCCAAAAAACCCAGCGCGCCUCACGUUGCAUGGGUCCUCGGUUAUUGAUAACACAAUUUGCCCGGUGGGAUCCAUCCCGGUUGUGUGAAACGCGUGGAUACAGGGACUGGAGAUACAACAGCCAGCGCGCACCGAGGGAAAAACAACAAUCUACUCAUUUACACCGACAAAUAGAAAGCCGAGUACACCCCUUCACUUGACAACGCGACAUCAAGCAGGCAAAAAGGCGAACGUCUCAUCUUUCCAUCCUCCACCCUAACCUGCCGUGUUGGGGAUACCCCUAAUGAGUGGGACCUGUAUCCAUGAGCCCCGCGCCCCUUCCCCCUCCCUGUCAGGCUUCAGCACCCCCAUCUCAGAGCCCUCCUAUCGAAGAAUCGAUGGAGACACCGCUGCCUGCACCCCCGAAACGGACCUGACGCCCACACAGUGUGUCAUCCGCAACCUGCUGUCCAUCGACACCGGUGGACCGGGGGCUCCGGGCGGCAGCAGCCCCACCCCCAGUGAUGGACCCUCAGCCUACUUUGACAACAGCGUGCUAAAACUACAUGAACAUGAGGCCUGCCAGUGUGGCGGGGGGGCGGAGGCGGGCCACAGUCCAGAGGCUGGGGCUGUUCGGAGCCAGUCGGAUAACAUUCGGCUGCAAUCAGGAAGCGGAGGUUUUUUGGAGGGACUGUUUGGAUGCCUUAAGCCGGUCUGGACCAUGAUUGGAAAGGCCUACUCCACUGAACACAAACACAGCCAUGAAGGUCUGAGUUUAGAGUCCUGGGAAGUUCCCUUUGAGGAGAUCUCCGACCUGCAGUGGGUGGGCAGCGGUGCUCAGGGGGCCGUCUUCCUCGGCAAGUUCCACGGAGACGACGUGGCUGUAAAGAAAGUGCGAGACAUCAAAGAGACCGAGAUCAAACACCUCCGCAAACUCAAGCACCCCAACAUCAUCACUUUCAAGGGCGUGUGCACCCAGGCUCCUUGUUACUGUAUCUUGAUGGAGUACUGCGCCCAAGGCCAGCUGUACGAGGUGCUGAGGGCGGGCCGGAAAAUCGCCCCUUCCCUCAUGGUGGACUGGUCCAUGGGCAUAGCAGGUGGCAUGAACUACCUGCACCUCCACAAAAUCAUCCACCGAGACCUCAAGUCCCCCAACAUGCUGAUCACACACGAUGACCUGGUGAAGAUCUCUGACUUCGGCACCUCGAGGGAGCUCAGGGACAAAAGCACCAAGAUGUCGUUCGCCGGCACCGUUGCUUGGAUGGCGCCUGAAGUCAUUCGGAAUGAGCCGGUGUCGGAGAAGGUGGACAUCUGGUCCUUUGGAGUGGUGCUGUGGGAGAUGCUGACUGGAGAGGUUCCUUACAGAGACGUGGACUCAUCUGCCAUCAUCUGGGGAGUGGGGAACAACAGCCUGCAGCUGCCCAUACCUGAGAGCUGCCCCGACGGCUUCAAGAUCCUCCUCAGACAGUGCUGGAACUGUAAACCCAGGAACAGGCCCUCUUUCCGUCAGAUCCUUCUUCAUCUUGAUAUAGCGUCAGCGGAUGUGCUGUCCACUCCACAAGAGACGUACUUCAAGUCUCAGGCUGAAUGGCGGGAGGAGGUGAAACAGCACUUCGAGAAGAUUAAAUCUGAGGGUACUUGUAUCCACCGACUCGAUGAGGAACUGAUCAACCGACGCAGAGAAGAGCUCAGGCAUGCUUUGGACAUUCGUGAGCACUAUGAGAGAAAACUGGAGAGGGCUAACAACCUUUACAUGGAGCUGAGCGCCGUCAUGCUGCAGCUGGAGCUGAAAGAGAAGGAGUUGCAGAAGAGAGAGCAGUCUUUGGAUAAAAAGUACCCAGGUUUGUUCAAGCAUCACAGCUCCAGGCAGAGCAGCUCCUCCAACACCAUGGACAAACUCAUCAAGAAACGAAACGUCCCGCAGAAACUGCCCUCGGGAAAGAGGCCAGACAUUCUCAAGUCUGAGGUAAUCAUUCCCAAAAUGGACUCCUCUGUGAUGCUAGUCACCAUCCCGGCGUGCCCCAACAGAAGCUCCACUUCCCCCAGCCGCUCUCGGAGGGUAAAGACCCGCCAUCGCAAGCCGGGGAAGGGCAGUAGCGGGGACCUGGCUGGACUGAAGGCAAAUCAGUCUAAUAGGGACGCGACUGCCCAGGCUAACAGUGGCAGCACCAACACCUCCAAGCAGCUGCUGGAGCCGUCUGCAGCGCAACAGAGGCAGCUCUCCUCCUCCAGCCCCGACCUCAUCUGCACCGCGCUCCAGGCGGAGGGGCAGGGGAAAGGGGAGCCCUCUGUGGGGGGGCUGGAGAGAGGGGGGAGCGUCAGUGCCUCUGCGGGGUUAGGGGGUUCCGUGGCAGGAGCCGCCGGUCUGGAUGAUCUCACAGAAACGCCUCCACGCAGCGACACGCCGAGCGAGGACGCAGCGUCGUUCCCCUUCUCCAGCAGCCCAGACUCUCCGUGUGGGAGGGGGGCGGGAGCAGCGAGGGGGUCUCUGGGAUCUCCACGUCAUGAUGGGGAGGAUAAAGAGGAGGGGGCUGUGAGGCUGCCCCGUGGAGCAUCAGGGGGGAUUGGGAGUCAGCACCUCACCCCCUCAGCCAUUCUGUACAGAGCAGCUAUCUCACGCAAACAGAGGCGUGGAGUGUCGUCCGAGGAGGAGGAGGGGGAAGUUGACAGUGAAGUUGAGUUACCACGGAGACGACGUCCGACUAGCAUCACCAAGGGCCAGUCGGUGUCCACCUUCAGCUCAGAGAACCUGUCGGUGUCGGAUGGCGAGGAGGGCCACACUACGGACCACUCGCACAGCGGCACCCCCGACGUGGUUAGCACCAACACAGACGACAGGUUGGACGAUCGCAGCGACGACCUCCAAUCUCAGGGCUCAGAGAUCCCGGCGGACAACACUGACGGCCUGUCGGAGAGAGACGGAGCGCUGGGACCGGCCAAAGCUCCGCUGGACGCCGGGGGGAAUCCUAAUGAGAGCCGGGCCCUGUGUGAUGACUCUGACUGCGACAGUGCAGAGCUGGACCAGCCGGGCAGCGGAGAGCCCAGCCGCCCCCCCGGCGCUGGAGCGUGGGUGCAGCCCCCUCUGCCCUACCAGGGGUCUCCACAGGCGCCACACACAGCUCCUCCAUAGAUAGCUGGAUGCUAGCAAAGACCUCCAGCUCCUAGUGAUGCAGUACAUUACUGUUGUCAUGAGGAAUCACACCUACUUCACCACUCAGACUAUGACAAGUCGACUUAUGGUGUCUCAUAAGUUUGUUGGAUGGCAUAGGACAUUUGUCAUAACCUGACAUCCGAUAUUUUGGCAGCUUGUGACAUCCGAUAAAUGUCAUUGAAGUUCAGUAGGGUUUUUGUUUUAGGCAAAAUAGUUACAGAAGUAACCUUAGCCACUGCUCCGGUUCAGCAGAAACCCAACCACUGACGCACGCACAAGAAACCACACUCGUUGUCUUUUAAACACUCUAAUCCUCACUCUGGGAGCAUCCUCCAUGAUACUCCACACACUAAUGCAUCAAAAAACUAAUGAAUAAUAAUGUAAAUAUCCAUUACAUACCACAUGAGAAAUAUCUAACUUUAUUUUAUUUGUAAGAUAGAAAUGUAAGACUAAAUGGUAUGCAGCCCUGUGAACAAAUGCAUGACUACGUGUUUAUAAUUUAUGGUUUGAAUGUGUCCGUUUUAUAUUUUGUGAAACUUUACACUUUUUUAAUCCUAAGUAUUACUUGAGUUUUUUUUCGUUAAUAAAUGUCAGCACUCAAGAAAAAAAAAAGGAAUGAAAAUCUCACCACGAUGUCGAUCACGAUGCAUAGUUAGGAUUCUCAGUAGGUAAUAUAUUAUUUUUUUUAACCCUCGUACUACUGAGUUAUAAAUACAUAAAAGACAUGGUUGAGGUUCUUUAUUAAGCUUAUCUUAGUGAUGGGAUGGAGAACAUUUGUGUCACAAAAAAAUGCACUUUUGCCAUUACCGGUGUAGCUUCACCGGUUUCUCAAAUUGUCGGCUAUUUGAUUGUGUUUCUUAGUAGGGUGUGUUCAUGUAAUGAAAUACACUAGCAUUGGUAACCAAGGUACUAUCUAAGCAACAAACACUGGUGCUAGUGCUUCAGUAAAGGAGACCCCUCCGAUUUAGCAUUGCACUCCUGUAACAUUGUCAGCCUAACGAAGAACAGUUCAAGAGAAAAAGCGAUCAAAAUCAGUACGGCAGGACCAGAGAUAUUGUCUGCUUUAUUCCACACAUUAUUAUAUCUGGUCAAAAACAUGGCGUCUGCAUUACCCACAAUGCACCUCGGCCAAGAGCAGUUGUUUGGGGACUCCCUAAAGAAUUGGUAGAAACCCUCUCCGUCCGAGCCGAGCUCACGUUAGUUGAGUUUUCCGGAAAAAUGUAUAAUGCACGCUUACAAUCUGAGAACAGGUUAUUUUUGGUUCAUGCGUUUCUAUAAUUUGCUAUGCACAUGGAAAUUGAGUCACUUUAAAUCCCAUUUGGGCCUAUUUUGAUCCAAGAUACAUUUAUCUGACUACAGAGGCCCCUCUUAAAAGAUGUAUCUUGUUGGACAUAAAGCGGAUAUAUAUUUCAGCACUAUUUAGUAAUGCAUAUUUUCCAUUACAACUUAGUGUUGUCCAAUUGUGUGCAGCAAAAGUGUUUAGUCAUUUAAAAAUCUGCUGGAAAGUUUAGCCGUGGCGCUAUGAAAGGAGCAAAAAGUGUAUCUUUGUAUCGAUGAUCACCAAAAAAAAUGUCAUCCAUGUUUGACCUUACAAUUAGGCUUGAGAUCUAAAGGUUGUGUAGGUUUAAUCCUGGGGUUAAGGCAACAAUUUGAUGAAUGGAACACUUUAGGUUACUGUUUUGCUAUCUUAUCCAGGAGGAGAAAAGCCUAUAUCAACAGAAUCAGGAUCAAGACAGUCAUGGUCACACAGCCAGUGGGAUGUAAGGAACCCUUCAGGUCAAAAACACUAAUGUUUUGGGAUUCCCAUUGGGCCAGAGUUUUGAUUUGUGUUUUGCAAGUAGCAGCUAAGGUCGCCCUCCCAUAGAGAUGAAGCGCUGGCUACAGAGCUCUAAUAAAGUCACCCAUUUCUAACUCCACACCUCCAGAAUACUUUUCAUUUUCGAAAUGGUAGUCUUCAGAGUUGUAUAAAAGAAAAAGGCAUUAAACAAUUUAAGUGUGUCAAACCUGUGGAGUUCCCCUUUAAGUAAAGAACCAAAAGGACUCCUGUAGUUCAUGAUGUUCCCGUUACCCUUUAAGAUGCGGAGGUAGCCAGAUAAGGAAUAGAGCACUUCUGUGGUGGUUACUAGUCGUAAGUAAGUAUCCUUUGGGUUUAAAUAGAAAUGUUUUGUUUUUAUACAGCAUUGCACAUUGUACCUGUAACAUAGGAAUUAUAUCAAAGGCAAAAUAUGAGCAACAAUAAAUGAUGUAUUGGUUAAAAAAAAA